Chelmon rostratus (copperband butterflyfish) is the source of this 1219-nucleotide messenger RNA. RefSeq names its product N-acetylaspartate synthetase-like. Gene Ontology annotation, cellular component: mitochondrial membrane. Gene Ontology annotation, molecular function: L-aspartate N-acetyltransferase activity. The transcript is spliced from 3 exons. The record is from RefSeq and is a predicted model, not a curated record. NCBI's taxonomy places the organism in Eukaryota, Metazoa, Chordata, Actinopteri, Chaetodontiformes, Chaetodontidae. The coding region runs from base 1 to 819 and encodes 272 amino acids.
AUGGAGGACAGAGCACAGACAAAUUCUGUCCAAAAACACGACAAAGGACUAAACACUCAAAAUGGACUUCAGACUAUACUUGUGCGUGAGUUUGAGCCAGAGGACAAACCCGCUGUGCAGCUGAUCUUUUCUGAAGGGCUGAUGGAGAUGGUACCAGACACGGCCUUCAGAGGCUUGAGGCAUCACCGUGAGAGUCUCCUGCUCUACUCUGCUAUGACAGUUGUGUGUUUUAUCAUCACCAUGUGUUGGUGGGUGAUAGGACUCCUCCCUGCAAUUGUGCUGUGUGGGCGCUACUUCUACAGCAGACGUGUGAUCCACGGUUACCUGGAGCACGCCAUGAGCACAGACAUGGGAGACAUCGAAGGCUUUUAUAUGAAAUCACCGGACUCCUGUCUGUGGGUAGCGGUGCUGGAAGGCAAAGUGGUGGGUGUCGUAGCAGCGGUCGGCCAGCGGAAGUCAGGAGGUGCUGUCGAGUUGCAGCGGAUGUGCGUUGACCGCAGCUAUCGGCGGUGUGGCGUCGGCGUGGCACUGGGACGAAAGGUGCUGGAGUUUGCUGUCACUCGCAGAUGCUCCUCUGUUGUCUUGGGAACCACGGCGUACACACGUGCCGCACACCAGCUCUACCGCCGUUUGGGCUUCCGCUGUGUGGGGGUCACCAACGGGUACGUCACACCUGGUGCCAGGUGCUCCUUACUGGAACGAAUAUUCUACAGGGUCCGCCAUCAUCACUACAGCCUUGAUGUUCAGAAUAGCAAGACACUUCAAAUGGACAACACUGACCUUGGUGGGGGUUCAGAUGUGUCGGCAGCAGGAAAAUGACAGCCUUGGCUGUCUGUUGAAAUGCAUUCAUGGAUAAUGACUGGUCUUUCUCAAAGACGCAGUAGAGUGCUGUUAUUGCACCACUGACCCUGUGUGGGAGGACAAUGCUGUACAUAUAGCUCUGCCUCUGUCAGCUAUGGUUUCUUUGAACCAUGACGACAGUGUUUCUUCCCCUAAUCAAGUAGCUUUACUAACCUAAACCUUACCUCAGAAAAGGUUCAUAUGAAAUCACAAAUUAUGUCAAAUUAUGUCAUCCUACAGUGCUGCUAGAUCAGAACAUGAUCAUACAGUAUGGGUCGGGCGAGGAAAGCACCUAUUUUGCUUUUUAGGUAUGAGGGCUACCUGAAUAGAGAACCAAUGUGUGUGUGUGUGUGUGUGUGAGCCAUGUAUUAUUGAUGUU